UGUCCGCCUCCUGCCUGCUAAUUGUUGAUGCAACCCCGAGGGUCCCUCGCAUGGUGGUGAUCAGGGCUCGUCCCCGGUCUCUUCUCAUCUCUGUCCGUCCGGACCUAAAAUGAUAAGCACCGAGAGUGUUUUGGAGAGUGGAGACCAGCCGUGCAUCCGGCUGGAGCCCCUGAAUAACACACACUUGCCGGGCAAGGCGACGCCGACCGGUGGCAGCCGCGCUGUCUUCGUGGACAGCAGCCCCAAAGUGACAGCCAACGGGGUGCACGACAUAGAGGACCGGAUUCUGAGGAUCACCGGCUACUACGGCUACAACCCGGGAUACUCCAGUCAUAGAAGAGAGGAUGGUUCGGAGUCGCAUGCUGAGACACCAGGCAGCGAGAGCAGCGGAGAGAGCCGAUCCUACCAGACCUGCACCAACACAGCCAUGAAGGUGCUGGGUGGUCUGCUGAUGGUGCUGUGUGUGUCAUCCUCCUGGGUGGGCACCACUCAGGUGGUGAAGCUGACCUUCCAGUCGUUUUCCUGUCCCUUCUUCAUUUCCUGGUUCAGCAGCAACUGGAACAUCCUCUUCUUCCCCAUCUACUACUCUGGACAUGUGGUCACCACACGGGAGAAGCAGACCCCCAUACAGAAAUUCAGGGAGUGCAGCAAGCUCUUUGGGGAAGAUGGGAUGACGCUCAAGCUUUUUGUAAAGAGGACAGCACCUUUUUCAAUCCUGUGGACACUGACCAACUACCUGUAUCUCCUGGCCUUGAAGAAACUGACCGCCACUGACGUCUCUGCACUCUACUGCUGCCACAAGGCCUUUGUCUUUCUCCUGUCCUGGAUCGUCCUCAAGGAUCGGUUCAUGGGUGUUCGGAUUGUGGCAGCCAUAAUGGCUAUCACAGGUAUUGUCAUGAUGGCCUAUGCAGACGGUUUCCAUGGUGAUUCCUUUGUGGGCGUGGCAUUGGCUGUGGGCUCAGCCUCAACAUCAGCUCUAUAUAAGGUGUUGUUCAAGAUGUUCCUGGGCAGCGCCAACCUGGGAGAGGUGGCUCACUUCCUUUCCACCAUGGGCUUCUUCAACCUCAUCUUCAUCUCCUGUGUGCCCCUCAUCCUCUACUUCACCAAGGUAGAGCACUGGGGCUCACUGUCCUCACUGCCCUGGGGAUACCUGUGUGGACUGGCAGGACUGUGGCUGGUGUUCAACAUCUUGGUCCAUGUUGGUGUGGUGCUGACUUACCCCAUUCUCAUCUCCAUAGGGACGCUGCUCAGUGUGCCGGGCAAUGCAGCCGUAGAUGUUUUGAAACACGAGGUGAUCUUCAGUGUGGUGCGCCUGGCAGCCACCUGCAUCAUCUGCCUGGGCUUCUUGCUGCUGCUGCUGCCUGAGGAGUGGGACUCAGUCACACUGCGUUUCCUGGCCACCAUCGCAGACAAGAAGUCAGAGGAACACGGCGAGGAGCUCACAGAGUCCAGCGUCCACACUCGAAGCCGCAGUCGAGCAAACGGCACUGUCUCCAUUCCCUUGGCGUGACAUGGCUGAGUCUGCCAGUUGUCUUCGUUAACCAGUCCUGAAGCCCUGUCUGCUCAUGUUCCUCCAUUGCCCACCCAGGAGGUGUGGCGGGAUGUCCGGUCCACAUGGACUCAUUAUCAGGAAGACAGGAAGUAGUGUCUUGAACUUUUAAACUUCACUCUGGAGGUGCAUCUCUGCCUCCGUCACUUCACUUCAGGAGGGGGAAAGAGAACAUUUAUGGAUUUUGCUAAUUGAAAGGGUGGAAAGUGUUAUUUACUUUCUUGAAAUACUUGCCACGCUCAGUCCCAUUCCUCGCACGCACCCAAACCAAGAGCUGACUAGCCUCCCCUGACCUGCUCUGCAGACUGUAUUCUGUGAAUAUAAAUAUUGGCAGAGCCAGUUUGGCUCAAUCUUAUAUGUAUUUACGAUAUUUAUUUAGAGCUGUA
Molecule: messenger RNA, 1935 nt
Organism: Seriola dumerili (greater amberjack)
Lineage: Eukaryota; Metazoa; Chordata; Actinopteri; Carangiformes; Carangidae
Gene: slc35f4
Product: solute carrier family 35 member F4
Exons: 7
Coding region: 110-1510 (466 amino acids)
Cellular component (GO): membrane
Source: RefSeq, a predicted model, not a curated record